CAAUAUGGCGGAUGAAAACAUGUCAGUUGCGAUUUCUUGUUACGUUUGAAAUUCAUCGAUGUGCAGAUAUGACGCUUACGAUGGUUUGAGGAGAUGGCAGGGAACAGCCAGAACAUAUCUGUUUCUUUAAUUGCGAGACGAAAUUUACUGAAUAAACAAGAUAGAUCUGCGGAUGAUACGGCUGCUGAAUUACUGGAGUUAAGUCAUGUCCGCCUCGAUCGUGAGAAGAUAAGUGAAAUUGACAACUUGGAUUGCCUUGGGCCAGUCACAAAUUUAUAUUUACAGAAAAAUGAAAUCAAUAGAAUAGAAAAUCUUGAGGUUCUUCCAAAGUUGAGAUUCUUGACGUUGGCUGAAAACAAUAUAAGCAAACUGGAAAAUCUGAAAACACUCGCGAACUUAAAGUUCCUGGAUCUCUCAGACAAUAACAUUGAGAAUUUUGAUGCAGAAGAUUUGCCAUCAGGUCUAGUGAUAUUACUUUUAAAAGGAAAUCCUUGCACUCAAAAUGUAGAAUACAAGAAGAAAUUACUCACAGCCCUUCCCUCACUGAAGCAGCUUGAUGGCAAUGAGAUAACAAGACAGGACAGAGUGGAAGCUGGAUGUGAGGCGGAAAGUGAUUCUGAUGAAGACAGUGAUGAACUAGAAGAAAAUGGCGAAUCAGACCUUGACAGAGAAAAAGAAAAACAAGGUUCUCUCCAUCAGCACUGUAAUGAUAUACUGGUACGAGCCAAGAUAAGAACAGUGAAGGAAGCAAAAGAGCACGGGAAGAGAAUGGAAGAACUGGCCUCCCUCAGAGAUCUGCAGUUACAGAGAACAUCAAGCAGAGUUUCCUCCAGGCCCUAACUUAAAAUGUUUAAUGUUUGAGUCACAAAGAAUCUGUGCCAACCAUUCACCAAGAGUUGUAGAAGCUGUUGCUUUAAUUGUUCAGACUUUUUCUGUGAACCCAAAAAACUUGGAUCUCUUUACUUCCAUCAUUCUGUACUUACCAAAAGUGUGGACUGAAUCAGAGGGUUGUGUCACAGCCUCUUGAAGUGGUGAAAAAGGAAAAAAAGAUACUGAGGAUUGUUCUUUGAAAAUAGACAAAGUAAGUAGACAAGUACCACCAGAGGCACUUGUCCAAGAAAAGGGAUUGCACUUUGUGAUUGUAUUGGUGGAGAAAGUCCUGAAAAAAAGCUUAUGUUGUUAAGAACUUGUCUGCCAUUUUGGCAUUGAGAGAGAGGAAGUCAAAAUUAAAGACAUCAUCAAUUUUUGACUCUGAUAAUUGCUUAAAAUUUGCUCACUUUAUUAACAUGUCAGUCAUUGUAACCUGUCCCACAUCCAGUUAGUAAAAUGGAGCAAAGUAGUAAACAGAGCAAUAGCAUAGGAAAGAGCAUAAUAAGGAGGAAAGUUUGGGUAGCACUGGAUAAAGAACAUUUGCUAAGCUACCCAACCCAAGUCUCCCUGAUACUGUUGUGCCUGAAACAGGCUGGUGUCAUUAUAAACAAUCUACUUACUGACUACUCUUACCCAGAUAGACAAGUUGCAAUUGAUUCUUUCCUCAGAUUUUAAGCCAUUUACUGUGUGCUCUAAAAAAUGAUUUUAGGCUAACAGUAAGUUGAGAGAAUUAAAAUUUAUUUGGUCCUGUGCUUUCACACAAGUGUCUCUUUUUUUAUCUCAAGUGACAUUGCACAUUUUAUUACACCUCCAAAAAUGGUAUUGAACAUUUAACAUUGUAUAAUUUUCAUAAUAAGAUUGAAACUUAGAUGCAGACACAACCAGUGACUCCAUAAUGAGAUUCACUUACAACAUAAUUUUUGUGCUCAAGCAUUUUGGUUGUAUACAUGUUCAAGAAGGAAUUCUCUCUUGUCCAUUACAAUAUAUUUUUUUUACUGUUAAUUGAAGCAGAGUACAAAACCUACAUUUCAUCUACACAAGUGAAUUGUUCCUACUUGGAGCAGAUUUUAGGUUCUAUCACAACAUCAACAAAAUUCCUAUUUCCAGCCUCGAUAAUCUAUGAGGUUGAAGGACUAUUAAGCACUAGAAAACGUUUGCUCAAUGUACGAGAUCGUAUGACAAGUAUGUCCUUAAAUGUGGAUCAAUCUUUUGAUCUAUAAUUAUG
Stylophora pistillata is the source of this 2095-nucleotide messenger RNA. RefSeq names its product leucine-rich repeat-containing protein 46. Gene Ontology annotation, molecular function: protein binding. Lineage: Eukaryota; Metazoa; Cnidaria; Anthozoa; Scleractinia; Pocilloporidae. The record is from RefSeq and is a predicted model, not a curated record.